Molecule: messenger RNA, 1699 nt
Organism: Thermothelomyces thermophilus ATCC 42464
Lineage: Eukaryota; Fungi; Ascomycota; Sordariomycetes; Sordariales; Chaetomiaceae
Exons: 2
Coding region: 125-1699 (524 amino acids)
Source: RefSeq, a predicted model, not a curated record
CUUUGCUGAGUGCGGCACGCGCUGUUGAGCUGUCGGAGCUCGACAGAUCCAUUAGCGAACUCAUGUGUCACCCUGCCAUACCUACCCGACCAUCCACGCUCAUUCACCCCUAGCAACCGCCCACAUGCCGGGCAGACGCUACAUUGGCCUCAGCAGCCAACAGCGUGUCCCUCACCUCCUGAGUUCCUUCAGCAAAAAGCCCGUUGCGAAAGGUAUUAAGGACGUUGAUGUGGAUGCCCCUCCGUUGAGCAGCUCCGAUUCGAGCGACAACGAGGGACUACCGACCAGGGCGAACAUCCAGCCCACUCAGUUUUCCGAUUCUCGUCAGAGCAAGUCACCGCUCAAACGAGAUGUCAGGAACUCCGGGGCCAAUGGAAGCGGCAUAGCGCCAGGCGAACGCUUCAAGCGGACUAGGGCUUCAACACGUCGGGGCUCCGCGGGAGAGCUCGGCUCAAGCUUCCAACGCGUGGACAGGCAGCAGGAGGCGGAGGCUAUUGACAGCGAUGAUGCGACGAGUCCUCCGGUAUCGAAAAGACCUAAGAGGAGUCCCCCAGGCGAUGGAGAGUUGGACAACCACUUUAACUCGGAGUUCUUCACCAAGAGAGCGACUCCGAGCAGACGUUACGGCAAACAGCCGAAAACCGUUGGGGGCAAGCAGCCCAGGCGGGCGGCAUCACCAGCCAGAACUUUUGAACCCCCACCAGAGGAUUCGAUGUCAGACGCAGAGGAUGUAGACAGAUACAAGCUCAAGCUCCCAUCAUCACCGUCGGAGACCGGGUCAGAAACCCUGUCGCCAGCCCGCAAGUUCAAGCCGAUUCAGGAUCUCGGAUCUCCAGAACCGCCAUCUCCAACGCGGAAAAGGCGUUUGAAAAUGCCGAAUGACGAUGGUCCGCUGCUCUCUGGAAACUAUGACCCGGAAGAGUCCCAGCGACCGGUGUUCACAAUACCGGAUGAGAUUCCGGACUCGUUCGUUGGGGACGACGACGAGAAGCUCGUCCUCGCCCUUUCUCAAACAACUAAUGUCCCCAGCGCGUCGAACCUCAUCCGGGAUGGAUCCAUUUCGCCACUGACAGACGCCGACGAUGUCCCAGACCCGGUCCCAGUCUGCCCGCUCUGCAAGAGCGAGGUCUCCCAGUCCGUCCUGGACGAGUUCAAGGCGGCCCACCCGCGCAUGACCGUGUCCGACAUGCGCCGCUUCUGCGAGCAGCACAAGCGGCGGUCGGCGCGCGAGACGUGGAUCGCGAAGGGCUACCCGGACAUCGACUGGCAGCGGCUGGACGCGCGGAUCGCGGCGCACUACGGCGCCCUGCGGAGGAUCCUCGAGGGCGGCGCGCCGUCGCACUACGAUGCCCUGUUCCGCGACGCCAUCCGGUCGGGCCGCAACCGGACCCUCCUCCGGUCCGACGCGAACCUGACGCCCGGGUACUACGGCCUGCGCGGGCUGCGGGCCAUGACGGAGAACCUGAUCGGCGAGUUCUCGGCGCUGCUGCGCAGGCGGGCGGUGGAGGACCGGCUGGUGUCGGCCAGGGGAUACACCGCGUACCUGCAGGCCGUGCUGGUCCCCGAGCUGGCGGUGAGGCUGAUCAUGGAGGAUUUGGGCGUUGGGGAGAAAGAAGCGAGGAAGGUCUUGACGGAGAGCAGUAGUGUUGGGGAACUGCUAAACGACGAGAUUGCUGAUGUCGUUUUCUUAUCCUCGUGA